ACAAAAGCAGAUAAAACGCAAUAAAUUUUGCAUUCUACGAGCAGGUUCCACAUCUAAAUAUCGUCAUUUACUGAUUUUCCCAAGAUGUACUACCUUCUGUGUUUAGUGUGUGCUCUGGUUUACCUAACUAUCCCGACUGCUACUGGACGUAUUGUGAACCUUAGUGGAGGGACGUAUGCCACACAGAGUUCUGUUUAUGGUAAUAAAGUAGCAGAAAAAGCAGUUGACGGUAGAAAAUCAGGCAAUAUGAACGAUGGGUCCUGCACACACACAGAAAACCAAGCUGUCAACUGGUGGAAGGUUGACCUCGGAAAACACUUCAAAAUCAAAUAUGUUAGGCUAUACAAUCGACAAGAUUGUUGCAAGGAACGAUUAAAUGGCGCCAACAUUCGUGUUGGCAAUAACACCUACGGUUGGCUGACAAAUCCACAAUGUGGAGGGGUAGUCACCAUUGCGGAUAUCAACAACUCGAAUGUUAUCAGUCGACAAUGCACUCCCGAAAUUAUUGGUCGAUACGUCAGUGUCUCACUCUCUCACGAGUAUUUAUCGCUUUGCGAAGUUGAAGUGUGGGGUGACGAUGGCAAUUAGUUAUGCUGAAGCAGAAACAUAUAUGUUAUUACUUCGCCAUGCAAACCUUCAAACAAUACUUUGCUAUUAGUGUAGUUUAGUUUUGAAAGUAGAAAUAAAGCGCUUGAUUCCGUGCAA
Messenger RNA from Anneissia japonica, 705 nucleotides. Its product is annotated as pentraxin fusion protein-like. NCBI's taxonomy places the organism in Eukaryota, Metazoa, Echinodermata, Crinoidea, Comatulida, Comatulidae. The coding region runs from base 85 to 588 and encodes 167 amino acids. The record is from RefSeq and is a predicted model, not a curated record. The transcript has 4 exons.